AUGGGGAACCAAAAGGUAUUUUUCCUUUUGGCUGAAGUGUAUUCAGUUUGUUUAAAACAAGCUGAUUAUCUAAUGGUGAAUUCUACAUGGACUAAAACUCAUGUAGAUAAACUACUGCGACCACAUUUUCCUCAUGAUUCAUCAAAUCCUCCCAAACUGUCUCAAAUAGUUUAUCCUCCAUGUGAUGUGAAGACUUUCACAAGUUUUCCUCUUUUAAAUCAAAAGAAAAUUUACCUUUGUUCUCCAAACCAGUUACUUUUUACCCACCUGGCAAUUGUUGUCUUUUUUCCUAAAAACCCAUUACUUUUUACUCUCCGUUUUAUUAUUAUGUUUUCUUUUGAAAAUUUCAGCAAAUCAAAAAAAAGUCCUUUUCUCAUUGCUCUUGCUUUAGAACCUCCCCUCAGCCUCAGAUAG
Melampsora larici-populina 98AG31 is the source of this 414-nucleotide messenger RNA. RefSeq names its product family 4 glycosyltransferase. Gene Ontology annotation, cellular component: endoplasmic reticulum membrane. The record is from RefSeq and is a predicted model, not a curated record. Gene Ontology annotation, biological process: protein N-linked glycosylation. The coding region runs from base 1 to 414 and encodes 137 amino acids. The transcript has a single exon. NCBI's taxonomy places the organism in Eukaryota, Fungi, Basidiomycota, Pucciniomycetes, Pucciniales, Melampsoraceae. Gene Ontology annotation, molecular function: GDP-Man:Man(3)GlcNAc(2)-PP-Dol alpha-1,2-mannosyltransferase activity.